CAAAAUAAAUGUUAGCAGCAGACGAUCCCCGCCUCCGCCGCCGGCGACGAAAAGGGUUAAGGAUGGUUUCAUCUUUUCCGAUCAUCUUCUUCUUCUUCUUCACCAUUCUUCCUUCCAUUUCUGCCAUUGAUUUCCUUAUCAAUUCCUUCACCGCCAAUUCUUCAUCCGUCAUCAAUCUCCGAGAAGACGCUCAAAUCGACUCACGAACAAUCCGACUCACAAACACCAUAAACUCUAAUUCAAGAGGCCGAGCCUUCUACCAAACCCCAAUCCCCAUCAGAUCUUCUCCAAAUUCAUCAACUCUUUCCACUUUCUCCACCUCUUUCAUCUUCUCCAUCUUACCUGAAAUCAGUUCCAGUCCCGGCUUCGGUCUCUGUUUCGUCCUCUCCAACACCACCGAUCCACAAGGCGCAAUCGCCGGUCAAUACUUAGGUGUCUUCUCCAACGCCACCGUACCAACUGUCGCACCUCUACUAGCUGUCGAGUUCGAUACCGGCCGUAAUGUCGAAUUCAACGAUCCAGAUGAUAACCACAUCGGAAUCGACCUCAACAAUAUCGAAUCGGCUAAAACAGCAACCGCUGGAUAUUACAACUCGUCAGGCGGAUUCGUGGAGAUUAUUAUGCGAAGUGGACAGAAUAUUCGUGCCUGGAUCGAGUUUGACGGUACUGAAUUCGAAAUUAAUGUUACAAUUGCUCCGAUUGGUAUGUCUCGCCCUUCUAUGCCUCUUUUGACUUUUAAAGAUCCAGUGAUUGCUAAUUAUGUAUCUACUGAGAUGUUCGUUGGAUUCUCUGCUUCCAUAACGACUUGGAUUGGACCGUCGAGGAUUCUAGCUUGGAGCUUUAACAAUGAUGGAGGGAUUUCCAGAGAUAUUAACACUACCGAUUUGCCUGUCUUCAGGCCGCAGCCGAGUUCGUCUGCUCUUUCUAGAGGUGCCACCGCUGGUAUUAUAGUUGGGUCAGUUCUCUUCUUCCUUCUUACUUGCCUUAUACUUGGUUACUGGAUUUGGAAAAAAUUCAUUCAAGAAGAGAAAAAAGAAGAAAUAGAAGAUUGGGAGUUGGAAUACUGGCCUCAUCGAUUCUCUUAUGAAGAGCUAAGCCAGGCUACGAACGGAUUCUCUAACGACGAGCUUCUCGGAGUAGGGGGUUUUGGUAAAGUUUACAAAGGAACAUUAGCGAACAACGUGGAAGUGGCGGUGAAGUGUGUAAAUCAUGAUUCGAAGCAAGGUAUGAAGGAAUUCAUGGCGGAAAUCUCGAGUAUGGGAAGGUUACAACACAAGAAUCUAGUGCAGCUACGAGGAUGGUGUAGAAAAGGGAACGAAUUAAUGCUUGUUUACGAUUUCAUGCCUAAUGGUUGUCUUUCUCGUUGGAUUUUCGAUAAACCUCAACAGGUUAUGGGAUGGGAAGGUCGUCGGAGAGUUCUCUCCGACGUAGCGGAAGGGUUGAAUUAUCUUCAUCACGGUUGGGAUCAGAUGGUGAUUCAUAGAGAUAUUAAAUCUAGUAAUAUUUUGUUAGACGGUGAAACGAGGGGAAGAUUGGGUGAUUUUGGACUUGCGAAGCUGUACACGCACGGGGAGGUGCCGACUACGACUAGAGUGGUGGGGACUUUAGGUUAUUUAGCACCGGAGCUUGCUACGGUGGCGACGCCUACGGCUGCGAGCGAUGUUUAUAGUUUUGGAGUUGUGAUUUUGGAGGUGGCUUGUGGGCGAAGACCGGUGGAUGUGACGGUGGAAAGAGAGGAGGAUGUGGUGCUUAUAGAUAUUGUGAGGAAGAAGUAUUCGGAAGGGAAGAUUUGGGAGGCUGCUGAUAAGAGGAUUAAAGGGGAAUUCCCACCGGAGGAGAUGGAGGGGAUGCUGAAACUUGGAUUGGCUUGUUGUCAUCCUGAUCCACUCCGGCGACCUACCAUGCGAGAGGUGGCGGCGAUUCUUCUCGGUGAGAACGCGGUGGCAGGGAUGCCACAAGAAUUGAAGACCGAAAAUGAUGGUUAGUUCGAUCCUACCAAAAAAAAUAAAAGAACCAUCUUCCACUUAUUUACCUUUGACGCAUUUCAUUGGAUAUCAUUGAAAUAAGGCAGUGUCCAAAUGGUAGGAUCAAAAAAUGGAUGCCUUAGACGAAGAAAGUAAGUACUAGGGCUGUUUUUAUUUAGAAAAAAGUGGCUAAAAUAUUUGGGUUAUCAUUAUUGUUUAGUAGUUAGUACUUCAUAUUGAAAUUUUUUUGUAAGAAUAAUGUAAAUGUGUAUAAUAAUGUUUUG
Impatiens glandulifera is the source of this 2248-nucleotide messenger RNA. Its product is annotated as L-type lectin-domain containing receptor kinase S.1. Lineage: Eukaryota; Viridiplantae; Streptophyta; Magnoliopsida; Ericales; Balsaminaceae. The coding region runs from base 9 to 1985 and encodes 658 amino acids. The record is from RefSeq and is a predicted model, not a curated record. Gene Ontology annotation, biological process: protein phosphorylation. The transcript has a single exon. Gene Ontology annotation, molecular function: ATP binding; carbohydrate binding; protein kinase activity. Gene Ontology annotation, cellular component: plasma membrane.